AUGUCCUCGAUUCUUGCGAAACGGCCGAGGGAGGAGGAUGGAUUUGGUGACUAUGGGCACAAGAAAUCGCGUCUUGGCCAACGUAACAAUACCUCGUUUCUGUCCACAUGGGUUCCCUUCGACAAUCCUACGCCCUCGCCUCCAUUACAACCCACCGAGUCAUCACACGAAAUCAACAGCACACCCUUCGAAAACACACUACCCGAACCCUUCCGGCAAUGGCGCGAGGAAAAGAAACAACCAUCACAUUCGUCCCUACAGCACCGCCGUCCCCCAACCCUAACACUGGAUACCGCCAUGGACGUCGACAUGGCACAAAUCUCACCUCUCCCAAAUGGCGACAAUCUCUCGCCCUGGCCCGUCGGUGCAAAAAGCAAAGCCAUCUCAAAUCACCUUCAACCGUCGCCCAUACCUCACCAUCUUCUCAAUCAGUCACUGACUAUCAGCGGAGGCCGAACAUCUACACCGAUAUACAGUCAUUUCACAUUAAACAUGAACAAGGACUUGAUGACCGAUUCUUCUCGAGACAUUAACAGUGCUACUCCUACGCCUAACACACAUAACACGAAUGAGUCUAGUUGGUGGCGACGACGGCGAUUACCCAGUCCAAUCAGCGAGGCCGGCGACAUCUUUUCUGAGAUGGAGCCUACAACCAAUAUAGACAAAGAGAUGAGCAGACAGAAAUACUGGCCUGAUUCUCCUUCAUCCAUGGAUAUCGAUGGCGACACGCCAUCGAACAUAUACCUUCAAGUCCCAGAGCAGAAUUCGGGAUUUCCUACUCGAAUGCCUGCCAAGGUUGAGACUGAAAGUACUAUACCUAUAUUAAGGACACCAGCAUCAACAACCGAGACAAAACGCCUAUCGGUCACGGCACCCAAAAGAGAGAAGAUCAAAAUGGCCUCCCCCAUCCCUCGAGGCCUCAAACAGGUCCUCCAAAAAUCUCCCUCCGAUAUAGUCAUCCUCUCUUCGGUGCGCACGGCAGUCACCCGCGCCAAAAAGGGCGGCUUCAAAGAUGCCUACCCGGAAGAACUGCUCGCGCAUGUCCUCAAAGCAACUCUAGCCGCAAACCCAAACGUCGACCCAGCACUCAUAGACGACGUAACAAUCGGCUCCGUGCUACAAGAACUCGGCGGCGCAAAAGCUGGUCGGAUGGCGCAGAUCCAUGCCGGGUUCCCGCAUUCAGUCUCGUUUCAUACGAUUAAUAGGCAGUGUUCGUCUGGAUUGGCGGCAAUCACGACUAUUGCGAAUGGAAUCAGGGCCGGGGCGAUCAAUGUUGGUGUGGGAGGUGGAAUGGAGUCUAUGACGCGCAAUUACGGAUCUAGAGCAAUUCCAACUGUGCUCUGGCCUGAGUUGAAGGAGUCGCAUUCCCAGGACGCGAAGGAUUGUAUUAUGCCUAUGGGACUGACUUCGGAGAAUGUUGCGAGUCGUUAUGGCGUAACGAGGGAAGAUCAGGAUGUCUUUGCGGCGAAUUCGCAUAAGAAGGCUGCCGCGGCGCAGGCGGCGGGUUUAUUUGAUGAGGAGAUUGUGCCUGUUACGACGAAGUUUUUCGAUGCUGAGCAUCCCGAUGCGCCGCCGAGGGAGAUUACGGUUGAUAAGGACGAUGGUAUUCGACCUACGAUUUCGGUGGAGAAGAUGGCUACGCUCAAGCCGGCGUUCAAGGCGGAUGGUACCAGUACGGCUGGAAAUAGUUCGCAGGUCAGCGAUGGUGCGGCUGCGACGUUGCUUAUGCGUCGCUCCACGGCUAUGGAGCUUGGUCUUGGGUCUUCGAUCAAGGGACGCUGGGUUGCUAGUGCGGUUGCCGGCUGUGCUCCCGAUGAGAUGGGUGUUGGGCCUGCAGUCGCGAUUCCCAAGCUUCUCGCUCAGACUGGAUUGGAAGUUUCUGAUGUCGGUAUCUGGGAACUCAAUGAAGCGUUUGCUUCCCAGGCGUUGUACUGCGUUCGCAAGUUGGGUAUUGACGAGAGCAAAGUCAACCCCAAGGGUGGUGCGAUUGCUAUCGGUCAUCCGCUGGGCGCCACUGGUGCUAGACAGGUGGCCACGCUGUUGCCUGAGUUGGCCAGGACGGGACAGGAUAUUGGUGUUGUGAGCCUCUCAGAUGACCCCACUGGCAUGGCCGACGUAGUGUUUGUAGCAAUCGACUUUGAAAAUGCACAGAGCAUCUGGGAAAACACAUCCUCGAAAGUGGGAUGUCAGGUUGGUAUUGCUGUUCUAGACACUGGACAACUUGAAAAAAGACGUCUGGCUGCCGCUUCUUUCUGCCUAGACGAUGAGCAAGACGAAAGUCCCUCAAAAGAGGCUGAGGAACUCAUUACAACGUACAAUUUUGCUGCAGGUCCCGUCGAAUAUUGCCAGAGGGCAAAUGUCAAAAACAGCUUUCUUUUCGGUAAAACGACCUUUAUCGACCAGAGUGAUAUGCGGGAGAGAGUCGAGUCUUGCUUACCGCAAAAUCGCGAAAUCAUUCUGGUUGGUCAUGAUCUUUAUCACGAUAUCAAGGCACUUGAAACGAUGGGGCUCAACUUUAAGAACAUGCGACCACCAGUACGACUUCUUAAGCCGCUGGAGGCACCUAGCCUCCGAAACUCUAAGAACGCAUUAUAUGUCUGCUCCAAUUGCCGCUACGAUGCCUCCCUCCUCCCGUCACAGCACAACCACGAAUCUCGUCGCUAUGCCAGCGGAAACACCCCCUUCACCGACAAGCUUCGACGACGAAUCUGGGGAACCGAUAAGCCUCCCGGUCUCGAAGAUCCAUACGGUGGCGAAGGUGUGAUUGCUUCGGAAUGGGCAAAACGCAAAGCUCAAUACAUGGGUAAACGCGAGGAUGAGCAAAAGGAGCAAAAGGCAGAAGCAGAAGGAGAGGAGUUGAUCCCAGAAGAAGAAUAUGAGCCCGAAGAAGGGCUGGAUCUGAUUCCGGACGAUUUCAGCCCUGCUACGACGGCGCAUGAUUUGCCGAGGAUGGGUCAUUUGAGUCAAUGGAGUGACUUUCCGCCCGCUGAGGGUGAUGUAUAUCAACCAUUUGUUUCCCGCAAAAGAGCCAGCGAAAGCGCCCAUUUCCGCUCAGCCGCUCAUUCUGUUGCUGUCGAAUUAAGUCUUUUGCACGAACUCAAGAAACCUUUGUCGUUAGCUUGCGAUGUGUCCAGACACGAUGAACAGAUUUGGAAAAUGAUUAGAAACUGCCAAAUCAACAAUGGCAGCCUAACAUUUCCAAAAGAGAAGACAAAGGAGGCAUUAUUUUUCGUCUUCAACCAGCUUGGAGAGUCCCCGGAGGCUCAAAAUGAAGCUGCCGCCGAAGCUGCUGAACAAACGGAAGACGAAGCCACUGUUGACACUACCGAAAGACUCGAAGCUGAAGCAGUGGCUGAAGAAGAGCUCGAAGUUGAAGAAACUGCUGAACCCGAACAACCUGACGGAAUAGUGGAUGCUGUUUACUCCUAUGCCUUGGAGGCCAAAGAACCUCCUCACCACAAGGGAUACCUUGAUUUCUCCCUUGCCGACCCUGCAGUCAAAUUCGCCUUCUUCAAACGUUACUCCCAAAUAACCGGCCACCACAUGCAAGAUAUCUGCAUCUACAAGGCUAAAACCAUCGGAGAUGUAAUAGCACACGUCGAAAGGAUCUACUGCCGACCCAAAAAGCUUGCGCCAGAACUCCGUACGCUAAAAGAUAAAAUCGAUCUUCCGAACGUGGCUAUCUAUUCCAAGCGAUACACCAAAGGACGGCAGGAUCGUGAGAAUGGUAGAGCGAAGCUUGUGGAAGCGGCUUUGAGGGAGAGGGGAUUGCUGUGGAGGGAGCAGGAAGACAAAUCGAGCAAGUUCAGCUUGUAA
Messenger RNA from Talaromyces amestolkiae, 3816 nucleotides. RefSeq lists its product as uncharacterized. Bases 1 to 3816 code for a protein of 1271 amino acids. NCBI's taxonomy places the organism in Eukaryota, Fungi, Ascomycota, Eurotiomycetes, Eurotiales, Trichocomaceae. The transcript is spliced from 7 exons. Gene Ontology annotation, biological process: phenylacetate catabolic process; fatty acid beta-oxidation. The record is from RefSeq and is a predicted model, not a curated record. Gene Ontology annotation, molecular function: acetyl-CoA C-acyltransferase activity. Gene Ontology annotation, cellular component: mitochondrion; peroxisome.